UUGGACGGCGUCAUGGACGGCGUUAAACGUCACGAUUCCACAUGCAUGCACUUUUCCGCCCCUGUCACCCUUUCUAUCAAAUCGUCUGCUAUACCUUUGAAUGAAUUGCAGAAAGUCUGCGGCCACGAUAACGAUUGGUGAUAGGAGGACGCGUCACCAGUCAUGUGCAUGGAGCUCGCCUGUGCACAUGGACCAUUCAUCCACGUAGUGCCUGGAACCGCAAGGAGCUGCACAAUUUUGAAUGCUUGCGAAGACUGCAUGCAACUGUGAAAGAAGUACUGCUGCGCGGAGAUCUACUGCAUCAUGGUGGAAGUGUUGAGUCGUCUUUCCCGCACGACGCGAACGUCGCAACUGGAGCCUACUGUCGUCGGCGGUCGGUCCAGCUACGUUUGAUCGACGGACCACUUUGCUUCCUUCAUUUCUAGGCUGUAUUUACUGGUGCCACUUCCUGAACCAAGGGGUUGAGGGAAAGUGAAGCACGCAGUGAAGUGCAGUUUCACCUUUGAAGCAUGGGGGACCAAGUGGUUGCUAGCUCUGGGGGCCCCAUGCCACGAACCCACCUGCUGCCUCUUCGGGUUCGAAUAGCCUACAGUGUUGGCCAUGUGCUCAAUGACCUAUGCGCCUCCAUGUGGUUCACCUAUCUGCUGGUGUACCUGACGUUCGUGCGACAGCUGCGUCCAACGCUGGCUGGUGCACUACUGCUGGUUGGCCAGGUGGCGGAUGCUGUGGCCACCCCAUUUGUUGGCAUCGAGUCGGAUAGAGAUGAUGACUUCUGGCUCUGUCAUUAUGGCCGCCGGAAAACGUGGCAUCUUAUAGGCACGCUGUGUGUGGUUGGAAGCUUCCCGUUCCUGUUCUCGAAGCCCUUGGGCAGCCACCCGAGCAGCCAGGAGGCAGAGUUUGUUUACUAUGCAGCCUUCAUCAUCAUCUUCCAGUUUGGCUGGGCAUCCACCCAAAUCUCCCACCUGUCUCUCAUCCCAGACAUCACGCCCAUCCCUCAUGAGAGGGUCGAGCUCAAUGCGAUGCGCUACGCUUGGACAGUGGCGAGCAACAUAAUUGUGUACACAGUUACCUGGGCAGCCCUGGGCAUAUCAGGUGCAGACCACGAAGCACAAGUGGGGCCUCCCGAUGGCUACGUUUUCCGAGAUAUUGUCCUCAUAGUGGUUGCCAUUGGGGCCUUCUUCUCACUCAUCUUCCAUUUGGUUGUUCGUGAUCCAUCGCGAGGCGGACGCCGAGAAAGCCGCUCUCGUCAUACGGACGAGUACAUCCGGUCAUUGGUGCUUGACCGCUCCCACCACUUUGUGUGGAAAGACUGGUUCAGGGAGAAAGGCUUUUACCUGGUUGCCCUCCUGUACAUGUUCACUCGUCUAUAUGUCAACCUGAAUCAGGUGUACAUCUCCAUCUACAUUCAGGACACACUUUUGCUACGAAGGGAAAGCAUAGCAAUCAUUCCGCUUGUCAUGUAUGUGAGUGGCCUAGUGUCAUCGCUGCCCAUAAAGCUUGCAGCAAAGCACAUAGGAACAAAGAAUAUGCACCUUCUUGGCGGUGCACUGGGUAUCAGUGGUUCCUUGUGGAUCCUUUUUGGCCAGGCAUUGCCUACAUACAGAGAUUACCAGAUAUAUGGUGUUGCCGCCGUUGUGGGUGCUGCGAGCACGACCAUGCUGCUUGCCAGUCUUGCCAUCACAAAUGAACUCAUUGGCGGUCACACGACAAGUGGUGCAUUUGUCUUUGGAGCUAUGAGCUUCAUGGACAAGAUGGCCAAUGGCAUCGCUGUGAUCAUUAUCCAGGAUAUACACAAAUGCAAUUCAUGCAUUGGUGUGCGAGACAACUACUACCAGAAUGUAAUGGUGUACAUCUGCGGUGGAGCUGCCGUGGGUGGAAUCCUCUUUGCUCUUUCGCUAUUCGUAGUCAACCAUGACAGCUCAAUAAACACCAGCAAUGGUGGUGAAGGUGGUGGGGUGUCAACGAACACUCGGCCGGGUGACGUCAUUGACGUUCGGUCUUCUAGUCCAGCGGAGUAUGAAGAGAGCAUUGGCAACUUCUUGCCCACAUCGCCACUUUUAGGAUCAAAUUCAAGUGCAUAGGUCCAGUGAGUGUGUGACUUACGCCGUGCACAUGUGACGUUUGCUCAUCCAAGGAGGCACGUGUGUGCGUGUGGAGCAUUCCUACAAGCGCAUUCCUAGAGACACUUUACUCAUUGUCUUCCGUCACUGCGCUUCAAGGACAUCUGUUGUGCGCAAAGGGUUGUAAACCCAAGAUAGAAUAUGAUAGAGCCAAGAAAUGGGGUUUUAACAGGGUUACUGAAAAAAAAGCAUGAAGCUGCUUGUAUUGCCACUUCAUUUCUCUCCUUUCUUUAUUUUUCCAGGCUGGUUUCAAUUCAUGACAACACAUGUUCAACCAGUUGGGUUUUCAAAGGGUUGCAGUUGUGUUUCGGUACAACUGCACACAUUAUGCAUGUCACUUUAUUCUAUGUAUAAAUUUCUUAUGUUUCUCUGCAUUCAUGAAGAAAAAAGUUACUCUAUUUUUAUUUUUGCUGCAGUACAUUUGUUAAUUUUUUUUGCUUUUCUUACCCCUCUAUUUCACUUCUUAAAAAUCUGUUGUCAUGGAGGACUUCGGCAUCUUUAAUGCCUUCAUUUAUUACGUUUGAUAGGCUUAUUAACUUCAAUGCCUACGUUCAAAGCAGCAAGCAUACCUCGGUGUCUGUGCAAUUUCUUUAGGUAGAGUUACAUAGUAAUAUAAGUGUUUAAUGAACCUUCAUUGUUUUUUUAUUGCAAGAAACAAAAAUAGCAGUGAGCUUUAUCUGUUGCCGUUACUUUAGCUUUUGUGUGUACUGUCACCCGCCUAUUUGUUCGCGAAAAUGAAACUAAAUACAUGUUUUGCUGAUGUUAAAAUGGGUUCUUCUUGUGAUGGUCAUCAUCAACAUGACUUCUGCUUCAGGUCAUAUUUUCAUCGUUCAGUCUAUAUAAUUUUCUCUCACCAACUGUUGCCAAGCAAAAGAAAAAAAGAAAAAGGAAAAGCACAAAUGCUUCUUCCCACUGUAAAUUUUUUUCUUGUAUUCUGCUAAAGUAAUAUUUGGAACCUGCUUGAAUACUUAAAGUAUUCUCCUCAGUCCACUAAAAGUCUGCCAAUAGUAUUGGAUGGCUAUUUUACAUAGUGACAGCGUCAACUGAUGACAAUGCUGCAAAUCUUAAAAGUCAUGUAACACAUAAAUUUCUAUUACAUGAUACUUUUUUACAUUGGCAGAGAGGCACUUAUUUAUUGCCUUUUCAAAAAUGCACAUUUUAUGAAGAGAAAUAUGCCGUAAGGGUUGCGUGAACAAACACUUAGUCAUAAUGUCUAUGUUGUCAGAAAUGCCUGCUGCAAAUUAGUGCUUUCAGCUAUGGGUGUGUGAAUACUCGAAUAUCACCGAAUUGAAUUGAAUAGUGAAUGUUCGAAUAAUUUGGUUUGUGACUAGACUGUCAACUAUUUGAUUUUUCGAUAUAUUCUAUUUGGGUACUCAUGUCGUGCCAUAUGUCAUUUGUGUCACGGUGCCCCUCAUGCUCGGUGCCGCCCAAGCGAGAGUUUUUUUUGGGAGCAAAAAUUUGGAGGACGCUUAAGCUUCACCUUUAAGAGUGGAACGCGAUAGCAUUAAAAGAUCCCUGACUGCUUUUCAUGCUUCCCAGCAGCGUAUGUGACUGUAAUAUUUACCGGGAAACGCUCGUGGCGAACGCUAUGCACAAAGGUGGGCUUUCUGCCAGAAACGCGGCUUCUUGCAUGGGCCGUGAUGCGGCGGAGACGAGUGCCAUCUGGAAGUGUUCCAAGGAAGCGGGUGCGCUGCUCUGUGGACUCCGAGAUAUGUACGUGCUGGUGUGCACAAAUAGUGAAUGCCGUCUCUGGUUUAUGCGUUGUAGAAUCGCUAGAAAAGGGGUUUGUUUGAGUUUUUGCAGAACAGAAUUAUGUUUUCUCGUAUAUUCAAAUUACAAUCCGAGAGCUAUCAUGUCUGUAGGCUGUGUGUAAGUCGUAGUUUACGAUUUUUCCACGUAUUUCAGCUUGAGAAAUUAAUUUAGUUCAGUCAAUUCCUUGCAUCAUAUGGAAGGCCUCGGUGUAUGGGGUUCAAAAAUCUUUUUGCUGAAACAGCGUUAGAAGCUGGAUACCGAUGCGGGAUGCCAACGCCGGAUUGCCAAACGCGCCAUAGAUGGGCCGUCCCGGCUAAGACUGUAGCGUAGCUUGUCACUGCGAGCACUCCCCUAUGUUGGCACAUCACACAGCGCCCGAACGCUGCGAUUCACAGAACAGCGUUGCGUCGGCCGGGUCCACCUCUGUCUAAGCGGACGAUGCUUGCUCUUCACCGACGGUGCCAGCUACGCGCUUGAUUGUGUUCAACAGAAAUUCUAUUAACAUGAUAGCAUUAAGGAGCCCUUGUCACAGAAAAUCCGGCGUCCCGCAUCUGGUGUUGGACGUUGUCUCAGGCAAAAAGAAUUUCGGAUCAAAUUCUAAACCACACAUACCCAACCACUUCUCUACCAGCAAAGUUGCUCAUACCUUGUCUUUCAUCCUUUACAUCCUUGGAAUUUUGAGAAUGGCAGCCCACAAACAAGUGUUCUGGAAAAAAACAUCGACAGCGCAUGUCCUUAUGUUAGCUCUUCUCAGACUGAAAUAUUAAAAGCGUGAAACAAUAACAGGAGAUUGACCCACGCAAAAGGCCGUGUUUCUACCAGAAAGCUCGCCUUCAUGCAUAGUGUUUGCAGCCAGCGUUUCCCGGUAAACGUUAUGGUUACAUAAGCUGCAGUUGCCGGGAAGCAAGAAAAGCAGUAAGGGUCUUUGAACGCUAUCACAUUCCACUUGUAAAGGCAAAGCUUAAGCGUCCUCCGAAUUUUUGAUAAAGCAUUUUUUCCCCAGACCUUCAUAUACUAGAACUUCGCUGUAAACAGUGCUGGCAGACUGAUUUGGUGUCCCCUUUAGUAAAAGUAGACCAUACUGGAUAUCUUGAUUUCUAUGUACCGAAGUUACUGAUCGCUUGCUACAUUCCUGUUAGGAACUGCUAGGAGAUUACCUUACCGAGCGUGUGCAACACUGUCUUUUCUUGCCCAAAAUUUGAAAGUAUUAAAUGUUUGUGAAAAAUUUUCUGUUAUUUGAUCCACUGUUUGGAUUUUUUUCUUGAUUCAGUUUGAUUUGAAAUCUGCCGUUCGGUAUUUGCACGCCCCUGCUUCCGCCUUUUUUGCAAAGAUUACACAUUCAAAUUCCGCGAAAUAUUUUUCUGAAUCUGCUAAUAAGAUGUCGAGGUGUAAAUGUGGUAAAAGUCUAUUGUCCAGUUGAAGCACAUAUUUCCUACUAAAACCAGACUGAAUAUUUUAGGCACAGCAGAAAAUAUGCCAAAAAGGCAAUGAUGGUGGCUGCCACAUGGCUGUCAGCCUCUAGUUUAUGUAAUACACAAAUGCAGUCUGUUGGCAGUUGUGCUUAUUGACUCGCAAAAUCAUAUUUGAAGACACCACCAGCACUUCAUCUUACAUCUACAUAUUGGCAGAAAUGGGCCCUUCUCAUGGCAAUCCAUCUUUUUUAUCAUCAUGGCCAGACGCGCUGCUUAAGGCAUAACAAAGGACAGGUUAGAGGCUUUUUUUCUACAGGAGGUUUUUUUCUUCUCUAUUUCACCUGAUAAAACAUGCAUCAAGCAAUGUUCGGCACUCAAGCAACGUGCGGGUGACCUCCUGUCAAGACAUAAUCUAGAUAGGAUUGUCUCUAACGUCAAGAAAGCAAAAUCGCUCAUCUUAGAACUGUUUUUCUCGGCGAAGACUCGUAAGCGAGAGACUCCUUUUCGUGCUAUAGUGUCAGAGAAAGGGACAUGGCAGGUUUGUGUGGCUAGUUACCUACAGAACUGCUUAGCUUCACUAGUUUUUUCUGACCCUUUUUGCUGGCGUAACUCUCGGGCACUACUUCAGUUUUUGACAGCCGAAAAUCCUGGUGAUUGUACAGCUUUUAGUAUGGAUAUCGAAGACCUGUAUUACUCCUUGCAGCAUGACAGGUUGUUAAAUUCUGUAAAUGAGUGCAUUAAAGAACAAGUACAAGAGUCGGCAUUUAUAGACAGAUGCGGUGUUUCCACGGGUGCUUUUCUUGAAAUUCUUUCAAUGCACUUAAAGUCUGCAUUGGUUCGGUGGAGAGGUGGUGCAUUUCUGCAGAAAUCAGGAAUUUGUAUUGGUUCAAAUAUUGCCCCUGUUCUUAGCUAUAUUGACAGCUGCUUAGAGAAGGCCUAGGCAAUUGUGUUGUUAAGGUUUUUCGUUACACUGAUGAUUACGUGAUUUUCUGCAAUAGGGACAAAUUUGAUUGCGUUGCUAUCUCAGUAAGUGAAAAAUUUAAACUUAAUGGAGGAGGAUUAAAGUUUACGGAGGAACUGCCUCAGAGACACAUGAUACAGUUUCUAGACAUUUCCUUGGUCUUAGAACAAAAUCACGUGUGUUAGCAGUACUCCCCUAGAUCUUCGAAGCCAUUGGUAAACUUUCAAUCCAAGCAUUCCAAAGUAGUGAAAAACGGAAUUGCCAUGUCGUGCCUUAAGUCUUCUCUCACCAGAUCCUGCAUGCACAAAAUGAGCGCCGGUUUUAAUGCGCAGGUCCGGCGCCUAUUAGAAGCAGGUUAUCCUUGUGUAGCAGUGGCCACUGUGGCUGAACGCCUAAAGAAGUUUAUUUCGAGGGGAACCGGUGUGAUUACAGAAAGCAGUAAUAGCAAGAAGAGAGUAGUGGCUAUUCCCUACAAUCAUUCAGUAUUGCACAGGCUCUAAAAAGUUGCAAGUAGAUAUGGUGUUAAUGUUGUUUUCACUGCUCCCAAUAAGCUAGGUAAGAUAUGCGCUGCCUUGUAGAGGAAAAAGGAGCAGGUGAAAGGCAAAAAACAACAGAUAUUUGUCCAGUGAAGCACAUCAAGAACAACAAUUUUACUGACUGUUGUAUGAGUGUGGUAUAUAAUGUUCCCUUUAGCUGUAGCCAUUUCUACGUAGGGCAAACGGGAUGGUGUAUCAAUCAGAGGCUAAUGGAACAUUAAGGGUCGUUAACUGGUGGAUCGCUUUCUAAUCUUUAAUUACAUUGCCAAGACUGUCAAGACUGUAACUGCACACAUGAAUUAGAUGAACGCACGAUAUUGUACAGGCAUAGGAAUGAAGAUAGGCAUAUUAUGGUUGAGGCAUGGCAUAUCAAUAAAGGUGGAAGUGCGUGCUCGAGUCAGCCUUCGAUUACCUUACAUAGGAAGAGAUCAAUUGCUUUAACAGUUAUCUCUCACAUAAACCGGCAUGUGUACCCAAUUGACACGUGGUGCUACCAUUCCAGAGCAUGCGCAGAUGAGUUUUGUGUCUUCUUUCUUUUUUCUCCUCAGUGCUCCCUUCAGUUGAUAGUCAGCAUUCAUGUUGUCCACUUCUCUUGUGUCCAUGUCUGCACGCCUUACCCCUUUUUUGCAUUAUGAAUCCUUACCAACUAGCUCAGCUUUCUGUCGUUCUUAAAAAAACAUGCAUACAGUACACUUGGCAAGUAAUAUUGUGGGCUCUGGUAUUCAGGAUUCUUUUUUAGUCCGAAUUCAUCCUUCGCAAGCUUGAUUUUAAACUAAACGUAAUCUCUUAGCAAUGUGAACGUUAGCCUUGUCUGCACAACUGCAAGCCAUGACAUGCUUUUUCAUGUCACGUCCUGAAGUGCCUGCGAGAACUGUGCAAUAUGUGCUUGGUUUAUGUGUGGCAAACUCAUGAAACAGGUCUUUAUUUACCAUACUACCUGCCUUUCUUUUUUGAUUAAUGAUGUCUAAGUUAUCCAGACAUUCAAUCCAUAUUUUAGCUCUCUAUUUAUGGAAUUAGUGUGCUAGAUAUGAAACUAGUUCUUUUACCGACAGCAAAUGAGAUUAUUGAGCCUCUUACUGCAUAAUGAUCCAGAAAAUGACAAGUACGAAGGUUGUUUUAUAAUUUUCCAGGCAUUAUGUGUUGCAUGCUUUUUUAUCCUGAGUUGUGUUGGUGGUCCUCAUUUUCCUGUUACAUUGUCCCAUAUUUUUUAUUUUUUUUUUCUAAAAGGGGCCUUUGAUUCUAUUUGCUGGCUUAUUUUCUCUUUAGGCACACCAUUGUUUAGGGUGCGAAGUAUCUUUACUGUUUCUAGCUGAGUAUGUGAUAAUCUCUGUAUAUUUAUAAAGUGUACUUAUAUGAAUAGUAUAUAUGUUGAUAUGUAUAUGUACAUAUAUAUACAUAUUAUUUACCCAAAAAUGUGAUUAAUAAAUGUAAGUGCUGCUCA
Messenger RNA from Dermacentor andersoni, 8222 nucleotides. Its product is annotated as major facilitator superfamily domain-containing protein 12-like. The record is from RefSeq and is a predicted model, not a curated record. Gene Ontology annotation, cellular component: plasma membrane. Lineage: Eukaryota; Metazoa; Arthropoda; Arachnida; Ixodida; Ixodidae. Gene Ontology annotation, molecular function: symporter activity. Gene Ontology annotation, biological process: carbohydrate transport.